CGCGCGUGCUCUCGGCCUCAGUGUGGCGGACAUCACGGCAACAUGAAGGGACUGACUCUGUGUGCGCUCGCUGUCGCUUUAAUCGCUGCGGUAUUCGCCACAAAAUCACCGUAUCAGUCUGUUCUUCAGCACAGCCGGAUAAGAGGAAGACAGCAUGGCCCAAACGUUUGCGCUAUGCAGAAGAUCCAAGGAACCGAUAAGAAGUACUUCACCAACUGCAAGCAGUGGUAUCGGCGCAAAAUAUGCGGCAAACCAACUGUGGUUGCCUAUGAAUGCUGCCCUGGUUAUGAAAAGGUGCUGGGAGAGAAGGGCUGUCCUGCAGCUCUUCCUUUGGUGAAUAUCUACAACACCCUGGGGGUGGUUGGAGCCACUACUACUCAGAUGUACUCUGAUAGAGCUAAACUGAAAGAGGAAAUUGAGGGACCUGGCAGUUUCACUUUCUUUGCCCCAAGUAACGAGGCCUGGGCUGCUCUUUCCAUAGAAAUUCUGGAUGCCUUGGUGAGCAAUGUCAACAUUGAGCUCCUGAAUGCAUUGCACUACCAUAUGAUUAACAAACGCUUGACUUCAGAUGACCUCAAGCAUGGGUCCUCCUUCUCCUCAAUGUACCAGGAUUUUGAUGUUCAUAUCCAGCAUUAUUCCAAUGGAAUUGUGACUGUAAACUGUGCAAGGCUGGUGAAGACAGACCAGCAUGCCACUAAUGGAAUAGUGCACGUUGUUGACAGAGUUAUUACAGCCGUCACCAACAAUGUCCAGUCUUUUCUCGACACAGAUGAUGAUCUGACAACACUGCAAAAAGCUGUCGAUGAUGCUGGUCUUACCUCACUGUUGGAGAGUCAGGGUUCCUAUACACUAUUUGCUCCAACCAAUGAAGCAUUUGAGAAGAUUCCUGAAGAAAUGCUGAACAGAAUCUUGAGCGAUCCAGUAGCUCUCAGAGAUUUGCUGAAUUACCACAUCCUGAAGAACAUGCACUGCGCUGAGUCCGUUGUGGCAGGGACUCCAUUGGAGACGCUUCAGGGCACAGUGCUGGAGGUGGGCUGUGAAGGAGACGCAAUGACCCUCAAUGGCAAAGCCAUUGUCACAAACGCAGACAAGCUGGGAACCAAUGGAGUUGUCCAUUACAUUAACGAGCUUCUCAUCCCUGACUCAGUUAAGACGUUGAAAGAACUUGCUGAAAGUGUUCCACAAGUUUCCACGGCCACUAAGUUUUUCACAGAUGCUGGUCUAAAUCCUCAGCUUUCGGGCUCAGAAGCAGUUACAUUGAUAGCACCUCAAAAUGAUGCUUUCAAAGGUAGCUUUACUAUGACACCUGAAGUGAGAAAACUGAUGAGGAACCAUGUUCUAAAGGGGAAACUCUCCUCCAAGAGUCUGUACCAUGGACAGGAGCUGGAAACCAUUGAAGGAACUAAACUUAGAGUGUUUGUAUAUAGAAAUAACCUCUGCAUCGAGAACGCCUGUAUUGCUGCUCAUGAUAAAUAUGGCCGCCACGGCGCUAUGUUCAUCGUGGAUAAGAUUCUGGCUCCUCCCAUGGGCACUGUUAUGGAUGUUCUAAAGGCAGACAAUCGUUUCAGCACCUUGGUUGGCAACAUACAGAGGGCAGGCAUGACUGAGCUGCUGAACAAGAAAGGGACCUACACCAUCUUUGCCCCCACCAGCGAUGCUUUCCGUGCCAUGCCCACAGCUGACCUCAAUAAAAUUACAAGAGAUUCCAGAGAGCUUGCCAACCUUCUGAAGUACCACAUAGGUGAUGAGUUUCUUGUUAGUGGUGGAGUGACCUCUCAUACCAGAAUGAAGCCUAUGUCAGGAGAGAAGCUUGAGCUAGGCUUGAGAAACUCCACUAUGUACGUCAACAGGGUGCAGGUUGUUGACGCUGACAUGAUGGCUACUAAUGGAGUCGUACAUGCCAUAAACUCAAUCAUAAAACCACUGCCUCCUAAAGUUGUGAGUGACCAGGCAGAGGGCUCUUCAGCAAAGCAUACCUCUGCAGUGAGGGCAGGCACACGAGUUCUAAAUAAGGAUGAACUUUUCCAGAAGAUUUUGAACAGUCGGUCCAGCAGAACAAUGACCAAAGUUUAGAAAACUCAGCGGUUUUGUGAAAAACUGAAGUUAAUCUGAACCUCCACUGCUCUUGGAAGCCAUGCACAAUGAGUAAUCUUUCUGUAAGCAGUGAAGAGGUAAUUAACUAAUUUACAGGAAAACCAACUUCAGCAAACCAGGGAAAAUGGAUGGAUUAAAAUUGUCAUUGUUGUGUUUGAAUGCCAAAGACCGUGUUGAUGAUAAUUAGUUAAAUAUUUGUUAAAUUGACUUGUAUCUCAAUGUAAGUCUGAUUUAGUGCUCUAGAGCUGAUUUUGAGAAAUGCUAACUGUUUUAUUUGUUUUCUACUUUCGGUUUGUUUGUUUCAUUUUUUACAUUUUUAUAUACAUGUAGCAUGUUUGCAUGGUUAAUUGAAACAAAAAUUGCUAUUCGGGCACAGGCAGUGCAGGUCAGGUUUACUUUUCUUUAUGGUGCAGAAGCUGUUCCUAUGCAAAACACUCUCAGUCUAUUUAGAAUACAUAUGUACAAAUGUGUUUGGCAAAAGUGUCAUUUCUGUGUACCCACUCAGCAGACUCCUCAGCCAAGACCUUACAGACAGCAGGACUUAACAUAUAAGUAAUUUUUUUUCCUUAUUAAAAUAUUUGUAGGCUGUCAUGUCAUUAAAAAAAUCAAGGUUAGUUUGCACAGAGUGAGAAAUUCUGAUAUUUCCAAGAGGCUGGGAAAAGCAAUCCUACAGCUCAGUGACAUUAUUGUGGUGAGCAUUUUGUCUGUUAAUCUUGGUAGAGCUGUUUAAUGUGUGGAUGAACAAAGUCUUUCUGGUGAAGACAUCUGCCAAAUCAAAUAGGAAUAGAUAGUGUGCACUGUACUGUGGAAAUAUCGUGUGGAACCAAAGAACAAUAUUUACAUAUUUCACAAUAAAAUGACCAUUUUUAACCAGA
Ictalurus punctatus (channel catfish) is the source of this 2969-nucleotide messenger RNA. It is a transcript of the gene tgfbi, whose product is annotated as transforming growth factor, beta-induced. The coding region runs from base 43 to 2073 and encodes 676 amino acids. Gene Ontology annotation, biological process: extracellular matrix organization; cell adhesion. The transcript is spliced from 17 exons. Gene Ontology annotation, cellular component: extracellular matrix. The record is from RefSeq and is a predicted model, not a curated record. Lineage: Eukaryota; Metazoa; Chordata; Actinopteri; Siluriformes; Ictaluridae. Gene Ontology annotation, molecular function: cell adhesion molecule binding.